Molecule: messenger RNA, 3708 nt
Organism: Drosophila innubila
Lineage: Eukaryota; Metazoa; Arthropoda; Insecta; Diptera; Drosophilidae
Exons: 8
Coding region: 425-3652 (1075 amino acids)
Biological process (GO): proteolysis
Molecular function (GO): protein binding; serine-type endopeptidase activity
Source: RefSeq, a predicted model, not a curated record
UGCAAGACGAAGCGUGAAGUGCACUGUGUGUGCGUGUGUGUUUUUGUUUUUGUUGUUGUUGUAUUUGUUUUUGUUUUUGUUUUGUUAUCUGCUAUUUGUUGGCAAAAGCAUGCGGAAAAUCUGAACUGCAAAAGGCUUGAAAACUAUUGCGCAAGGCGGCCUAAACAGAAACCGUAUCGCUAUCAGUAUCACAAUAUCAGUUACAUUUUCCACUCGUGUGACACUUUUCAAAGUGACCAGUGAAAAACUGGUUGAAUGCGCUGCCCUAAAGCACCGUGCUCUGCCUCUUCUCCUCCUGCUUCUCCUCGUUUCACCUGCGUCGCGAAGAACGCGGUCAUGUUCAUUUCAUGAAAGAGAAAAAAAAAUACAUCACCACCUGCAUCAUCAGAACGACAAGCAUUGAAGACAACAACACAGCUCCAGGAUGUCGGACAUUUACUACUGCAGUAAUAGCCAGAUUAAAAAAUCAACUCGCGAUGCGGAUAAAAAUGUUGGCGGUGGCAAUUCGACAGCAACAACAAUAACAUCGGGCACAACAACAACAACAACAGCGGCAGCAGCAGCAGCAGCUGUUGACAAAAAGAACAUCAACAACAAUUGUAGCAAUCGCAAUGCCAGCAAAGACAAAAGCAAAGAAAUACAAACAAAUGGAGGCAAAACCAAUUGGAAGGGUCUCGUCCAAAGCAAUCCAAAUGGCAAUGGAGCACUGGCGGCAUCAACAGUGUCUCAGCCACCCAAGGUUUUCCACAAUACCCGCUGCACGCGGCACCACAAGCCCCAUCACACUCACACCAAUGGCGGAGGCGGAGGAGGCGUAGCAGCUGCCACAGCUGUAGCUGGAGCGGAUUUGGUACAGCAUCGGGAGCAGCACCACCAUCAACCACAACAACAGCAACAGCAACCGCAACAACAACAACAACAGCACCACCUGCACAUGCACAGUCACAGUCAUAACCAUGCACAUCAUGGACUGCGUCGCAAAUCCGAAUCCGUGCUCUCCACCGACUCGGACAUACGUUUCACCCGACGCAAGCUGGGCGACAGCCAGAAAUGUGGAUGCGCUGUUAUAGCCGGUUUCCUCAUUGCCCUGCUGGUGGCCGGCGCCUUUGUCUAUGUGGGCUAUACAUACUUUCGACCCGAACCGUUGCCGGAUCGCGUGUUCCGCGGCAAGUUCAUGGUGCUUAACGACAAGUGGAGCAUGGAGCUGGCGAAUCAGAACUCGCUGCGAUUCCAACACAAGGCCCGUGACUACAGGGAACGCAUCAAUCUCACACUGCGUCGCUCCGACCUGCGCGAAGCCUACGAGGGCAGCGAGAUUUUGGCUCUGGAUGGCAGCGAGGACAACAACAACAUUGUCGUGCACUUCAAUAUGAUAUUUGAUCCGUAUGCUGGAUUGGUCAGCAGCGGGGAGCUGCUAGCACUGUUCCACGAGGAGCUGAGCGAUGCCCAGAGUCGCCACUUCGCCAACAUGACAGUGGACGUGUCCAGUGUGAGCAUUAAGGAAACCACCGGCUUGAUUGAGGAGCCCAUCAUGUCCAGCUCACCGCUGGGUGGCAAUGACGAGACCACGGAGCCGGCGAGCACUACACCACGUCCAUUGCCACGUCGCUGUGAAUCCUUGCAGCUGACUUACUGUCGCAAUGUGGGCUACAAUGUGACCACGUAUCCAAAUCUGCUGGGGCAUGCGAACUACGACCAGGUGGCCGAAGAUGUCAUUGUAUUCCGCGAACUGGUGGACGGCGAAUGCUUCCGGGAAGCCUACGACUUUGUCUGCCGUCUCCUCCAGCCGCCCUGUGAAACGCACGGCAUCAGCGUGGAGCCCACUCCGGGCGCAAUCUGUCGGGAGUAUUGUGAAGCCUUCAUGGCCGGCUGUGGCGGUCGAUUGCCCGCCCGCUUCCGUCAGCACUUUGACUGCGAACGCUUCCCGGAGUCCACGGGCACACAGUCGUGUCAGCAGAAGCCUCACUGUGUGGGCGACAUGCAGAGCAAUGUGCAGAGUCCACGACUCUGCGAUGGCUAUGCCGAUUGCCCGGAUCUGUCCGAUGAGCGCAGUUGCGCCUUCUGUGCUCCCAAUGCCUUGUACUGUGGGCGUGGCCGCGCCUGUGUGCCGCGCAAGGCGCGCUGCGAUGGCAAAGCCGAUUGCCCGGAUGGCGCCGACGAGAAGGAUUGCUUGUCGAUUGCUCCCUUGGCCGCGGAUCUGCUGCAGCCGGACCCAAUGGUUCCAUAUUUGCCGCGCUUCCAUGCCGCCGGCUAUGCGGUCUUCUCCGAGAAGGGCGUCGUGGGAAAGCUCUGUGCCGAAGGCCUGGAAGGUGAUGCCAAGCUGGUGGUGCGUCAGACCGUCUCCGAGUCCCUGUGCAAAUCCCUGGGCUAUGAGUCUGUGGAAAUCUUUGAUGUGCAAAAUGAUACGGAACAGCUGUCGGAUUAUGUGCGUGUUUUGGAUCCACAUGCUCCAGAGAUCAGCUUCAUACGUACGCACUGUCCAAAGAGGCAGGUGCUUUAUGUGGGCUGCGGGGAUCUGCGAUGCGGAGUGCAAUCGGCACUGCCAAAUGCCAAGCAGCAUUUGUCGCUGCCCAAGAUGUCCGCUCCCGGGGAUUGGCCCUGGCUGGUGGCACUUUUCCGCGAGGAUAUACAUGUCUGCGAUGGUACGUUGAUAUCGCCCGAUUGGGUGCUGACCACGGAAAGCUGUUUCCAGGGUCAGCCCAGGGCCACCUGGAUGGCCAUAGUGGGUGCAGUGCGUCUGUCGGCCAAAGCGCCAUGGACCCAACGGCGUCGCAUCAUUGGCAUGAUCAAGAGUCCUGUCGAGGGCUCAACGGCUGCGCUGGUGCGUCUGGAGACGUCCGUUAGUUACUCGGAUCAUGUGCGUCCCAUUUGCCUGCCGGAUGCACUGCAGCGCCAGCAACAGCAUCCGCCCAUGCAACGGCGUGCCUAUGUGCCCGUGGCGGAACGCCUGGAAGCUCCAUCUGCCCCGACGCAGGGUCAGCGUCGUCUGGCGCAGGAGACGCAACAGUUCUUCCUCAUACCCUCGCAGCAGGAGCAGCCGGAAGGCUGGGGUGGCAGCGGCAACAGUGCCGAGGAGGAGGGGGAGCCCGCUGACUAUGAUUACCCGCUGGCCGAGGCAGCUGCCUCCCAUAUGCCGCAUGCCGAGGCACUGCAGCAGGUACCCGAGACGCUGGAUCAGCAAUCCCAGUUAAAUUCAUACCCCCUGCCCGACAAAGCGCCGCAGGUCAAUUACUAUGGCGGUUCCUCCUCAUCCUCCUCGUCAUCCUCAUCGCAGGCAACCAAAGCCACCAAAGCACCCAGUGCACCUGAACAAAUCUGGACAAACUGCAACACGCUCGGCUGGUCCCGGCAACGCGAUCAUCUGCAACGCGUCCAGCUUAAAAUUGGAGACAUGGCUCCCUGCGAGAAUGUCUCCAUUACGACGGUGAACUCCAUGUGCAUGGAGGCUACCUACCAGAAGUACGACUGCACGCAAGAGGAAUACUCUGGAGCGCCCGUGCAAUGCCUCAUACCGGGAACAAACCAGUGGGCAUUAAUUGGUGUCUCAUCCUGGCGAAUUGCCUGUGGACCGACGGGCGUGGAGCGUCCAAGAAUGUACGACAAGAUUGCCUCCAAUGCAGAUUGGAUUCGGGAGACGGUGAAUGCGGUGUAAAAGCCGUGUAUUUUGUAAAAAAAAAAAAUAAUAAAAUAAAACUAACGUGUAUUAUG